UUGGAAAUAUUCAGUGGAUAUUCUGAAUGUUCCCCGUUUGUUGGAUAUUUCGUCCGAGAUCGUAGCAGCACCAUUGCCAUCACGUUGGAGCGAGACGGAAGCGAAGAUAGAACAAGAGUAUCAAUUAUCAAUAGCAACAAAGGAAUAGCAAGAUGCAAUCUGGUUCAGGCAUUCAAGAGCUCAUGGCGGCUGAGACGAGGGCAUCGCAAAUUGUAGCCGAGGCCCGUAUUGGUCGUGGAGAUCGCAUGAAGCAAGCCAAGAAUGAAGCACAGGAAUUGAUUGAUGCCUACCGAGGCGAGAAGCAAGCAGAAUUCAACAACAUGGUGCUCUCCAAGGGAGGGUCUGAGGGCAGUGCUUCCGCUAAAUUGCAGUCCGAUACUAACAAGGAUAUCCAGGAAAUGCAAGGUGAAUUCCAGAAGAAUGCCCAAAAAGCCGUCGACGUGCUCUUGAGCAAAUGCUGUGAGGUGUCUUUGGAAGUGCCCACCGCCCGUGUGCGCUCCACCCAAAAGCAAUACGGUAUCGUGUCCACCUUUUAGGACGGGAGCUUAUAAUGGCGAAGCAGCAAUCAACAUUUCGUUUGAACCUGCCAGAAUGGUUCAAUCGAGUGAAAAGAAAUGCUGUGCGCAGAGAGAAUGGAGUCCGCAAGUAGAAGUACUGUAGAAGCCUUUUGAGACAAACCCCGCAGCAAUACGGUCGGUUCUUCCUAUUGUUGUGUAUACUUAUUCUUUUAAAAGAGCUAUCCUAAUUUGAUGAUCAAAACUAGCAAUUCCCACUUUGCACUCU
Molecule: messenger RNA, 783 nt
Organism: Seminavis robusta
Lineage: Eukaryota; Bacillariophyta; Bacillariophyceae; Naviculales; Naviculaceae
Source: the annotation of a GenBank genome assembly